Molecule: messenger RNA, 1450 nt
Organism: Daucus carota subsp. sativus
Lineage: Eukaryota; Viridiplantae; Streptophyta; Magnoliopsida; Apiales; Apiaceae
Product: GDSL esterase/lipase At1g28580
Exons: 5
Coding region: 189-1370 (393 amino acids)
Molecular function (GO): hydrolase activity, acting on ester bonds
Source: RefSeq, a predicted model, not a curated record
AACUGACAAGUGAGCGUUUGUAUCUGGAAGUUCUGUUCAGCUAAUUACGUUUGAAUGUAACAGGUUGAGGCUCGAUGAUACGCUCAACAGGAGAUUAUUAGUGUUAUUAUUAUUAAUUCAUAAGCAAUCUUAGAAAUUACAAGAGCGCAUUCACCAACCUAUUCACUAAUCCAUUUCUACCUGUUUCAAUGGAUUCUUUUUCUUCGCCCUCCCGCCUAAACACAUUGAACCUACUUGUCUUUCACAUGCUUUUCAUAGCACCAUCAUCUCCAAACACGUAUUUCGCAGUACUUGCAUCUCCAUGUAAACGCUUAAACUCGAUUAUUAGCUUCGGGGACUCGUUGGCUGACACGGGAAAUCUUCUGCAUCUCUCAACUUCAAACAUUCCUCCCCAUUUUGCAGUACCACCUUAUGGAGAAACUUACUUCCAUACCCCGACUGGCCGAUUCUCCAAUGGUCGCCUCAUCAUAGACUUCCUCGCUCAGUAUCUUGAAGUUCCAUUGGUAGCACCCUAUAUAGGCAGCAAGUAUCACAGGAGCUCUGCAAAUAUUUUUUCGUCCGGGGUAAAUUUUGCAGUGGCGGGAGCAACGGCCAUGGAUAACAAAUUUUUUGAACAAAGAGGUGUCAAUAUGACGAAAGUACAGAAUUUUCCUUUAGGGACUCAGUUGGGUUGGUUUAAGGAAGUCUUGCCAUCUCUCUGCCACACAGCUUCAGGUUGUGAAGAACUAUUCAAAAGAAGUGUAAUAUUCAUGGGAGAAAUUGGAGGCAACGAUUAUAACCAUGCUUUGCUUGCUGGAGCAAGCAAAGAGUUAGUGCAAACAUUUGUACCGAAUGUUGUUGGCCGGAUUGCCUCAGCUGUUACGGAACUACUAGAAUUAGGGGCCAAGUCGAUAGUAGUCCCAGGGGACUUACCAAUUGGAUGCUCAGCAGCUUUGUUAACACAUUAUAUGAGUAAUUCAUCUCAGCAAGACUAUGACCCAAAGACUGGUUGCCUUACUUGGUUAAACCAGUUUGCUGAGAACCAUAACAAAUUGCUCCAGACCGAGUUGAAAAGGAUCCAAGAACGUCAUCCCCAAGCCAAAAUCAUCUACGCGGAUUAUUACAAUGCUGUUAUGCCACUGUAUCUCAGUCCAGUUAAACUUGGAUUCAGUAAUGGAGCACUAAGAGCAUGUUGUGGGGGGACGGGAGUGUAUCAUUACAACUCGAAUGUGGAGUGUGGGAAAGCGCCGGCAACUGCUUGUCCGAAUCCUUCGUUUUAUGUUAACUGGGACGGUUUACACUUGACGGAAGCCACAUAUAAGUUCAUCUUCCAACGUUUAAUUAAAGGCCCGUUCAUGAUUCCACCCUUUAAGACAUUAUGUACAGUUUAAGGUUUUCAAUAGGUAACUUGUAAAAUACUUCCAUCUUUAAUAAUUCUAGCAGCAUUACUCGGUGCAUAAAACUACCUUAG